Pygocentrus nattereri (red-bellied piranha) is the source of this 3130-nucleotide messenger RNA. It is a transcript of the gene adpgk, whose product is annotated as ADP-dependent glucokinase. Lineage: Eukaryota; Metazoa; Chordata; Actinopteri; Characiformes; Serrasalmidae. The record is from RefSeq and is a predicted model, not a curated record. The transcript has 8 exons. The coding region runs from base 279 to 1787 and encodes 502 amino acids. Gene Ontology annotation, molecular function: ADP-specific glucokinase activity. Gene Ontology annotation, biological process: glucose metabolic process. Gene Ontology annotation, cellular component: endoplasmic reticulum.
AUCAGAGCACCACUACCAGAUCCGCACCGAUCUCGGGUUACUCUGGUGUUUUUGCGUUUCACAGUCUCUACUCCGCCAUUAGGUUGCGUAUCUCCUUCAGCAACCGCGCCUCUCUGAGAAGCUGGAGUGAGGUGCUGUCGAGUCCUUCCGUAGUCAGACGUGGCGUCGCCGGGUCCUCGGAGCAGCGGUGGUCGUACAGUUUUCUCCCAGCUCACAACUUCACUCAGGGAGCCCUGGCGUUCGUACCUGUCUCUCAGUUUCAGAACCUUUGCUGAACCAUGUGGAGGAAGGCUGUGCUGGUGGCUCUGCUAGCCUUUGCAGUAGGGUACCUCUAUCACACAAACCCAGAGCUACCAGAGUGCAUGGUGCAGCUCGUCACCCAGUCCCUUCCCCAGUCACUUCUCUCCACACAGUAUGAAUCCAGUGCUCAUUCUCUAGAAGAAGCCAUCUCUAGGGCCUGGGAGAGCCUCAUCACUGCUCCUACAAGACAAUGGGGUCGAAUAGCGGUUGGGGUAAAUGCCUGUAUUGACGUGGUGGUGUCGGGGGUAGGGUUGCUCCAGGCUUUGGCUGUUGAUCCUGGAUCAGGCAGCGAUCAUGAUGUACUGCACUCAAAAGAAGACCUAAAAGAAACCUUCAUUCACUACAUGGAAAGAGGGGCUGCUGCAGAACGAUUCUUCUCGGAUAAAGAAGUAUUUCAAAGGAUUGCUCGGGCUGCUUCCGAAUAUCCUGGUGCCCAGCUCUAUGUGGGUGGAAAUGCAGCUCUGAUUGGGCAGAAACUCGCCUCUUAUCCGGAGCUUGUGGUCCUCUUGUGUGGCCCUGUUGGGCCUAAACUGCACGAGAUCCUGGAUGAGCAGAUAAUAGUACCCCCAGAAUCACUGCAGGAGACUGAUGAAUACCACCUCAUUUUGGAGUACAAGGCAGGGGAGCAGUGGGGAUCGACCAGAGCUCCUCAGGCCAACCGCUUCAUCUUCUCCCAUGAUGUGUCCAAUGGCGAGAUGAGUACCUUGGAGACUUUUGUGGCUAGUUUGGAGGAGUUCCAACCUGGAUUGGUGGUGCUUUCUGGGCUCCACAUGAUGGAGGGCAUGGGCCGGGAGCUGUGGGAGGACAGACUCAAAGAGGCAGUGGUUGCCAUCUCUGAUGUCCGUAACGAGGUCCCCAUACAUCUAGAGCUGGCCAGCAUGACUGAUAAAGACUACAUGAGCAGCAUCAUGAAGGAGCAGGUCAUGCCCAUAGUCAACUCCAUCGGGCUGAAUGAGCAGGAGUUGCUGUUUCUGUCACACGCUGGAGGGGGUCCUCACUCUGACCUCGCUGCUUGGGACGGCAUACCUGAUGUGGGCCGUGUCACUGACAUCCUCCUGUGGGUCCUGGAGCAGCACGGCAGGGCUGACCCGGAGUCUGAGGCUGAUCUGACCCGAAUUCAUUUCCACACUCUUGCCUACCACAUCUUGGCUACUGUGGACGGUCACUGGGCGAACCAGCGGGCAGCAGUAGCAGCUGGGGCACGUGUGGCCAGCAGUCAGGCAUGUGGCCUACAAGCUGUGGAUGUUAGCAAGGUGGUGGUCAAAGCACCACUGAGCUUCUACAGCUCUUUUUCUGAGCCUAGAGAGAGCUUGGUUUUGGACCCAUCCAGUCCAGUUACUGUGUGGAGAAGAGGAAAUGUGUCCUUCUAUCUGAGUCCAGUACUGGUAUGUAAGCAACCACUCCGGACAGUUGGGCUGGGGGACGCUAUCUCCGCAGAGGGACUGCUGUACUCUGAGAUUGCAUCCCAGUCACCGUCUGAGCAGUAAGUCAGUACUGACAAUCACUCCAUAAGGUCCCAGUUAAAUUUUUUUUUUAAAGACUAAAUCUGUUCUUGAUGCUGUCUUCAAUUGCUAGCUGCUAAGCGUCUAACCAGCUGGAUGGAUCCUCCUUGCAUUCAGCCCUCAUUGCAAGCAGUGCUUGCUGACAAGAACAGUGGGGGGGGGAAUCAUGCUUUUCAAGAGUAUAGGAAUAUUUUUUUUUAGUGAUUAAAAUUGGUGCGCCGUCUUCUCCUCAGCAGUAUUUGUUGCUGAAUACUGUACUUUUUUUUUUUCCCUCCCCUCCUCCACACACAUUGUUUUUUACCUCUGCUGACUACUACAGUGAAGAGAUGUGAAAUCUCACCUGCCUUUGAACAUGAUGCAGAAACUCUGAGCUGCUAUGGAACAUGGAGAAAAAAAUCCUUUAGAUUCCUGUAGAACCCCAACAUGAGAAAUAUCUUAACCAAAGCUAGGUUAAUUAUAGCCAUACCUGUUGCUUAACCAUGAACCUGACAAACACUUUUUUUGUGGAAUUGUGCAACCCAUGGCAGUCCCAGUCCAAGUUUUCUGAUUCCUCUAGCAAUAUGUACGUGUUGUGUACAAGGUAAGAGUGAUUUAAAGGAAGUUACAAGUUUUCCUUUUUUAUUACUUCCUGGCAAGGUUAUCUUAAAGGUUAGAGACAAUAUUUUAUUGUGAUCAAGUGAAGACUGUUUAACCCACUCUGUGAACACAGUUAAUCAAAUUAACAUCUCACUACGGUAAAACUGGAUAGUCAAAAGUGCCAGGUUCUUACUAAAGUUGAACUCUUGUGGUUACUGAAAUCGUGAUGUAACUGACACGUCUUAAAUGUAUGGUAAUUCAUGUAUUAGUGGAAAUCCAGGGGGUAGGGUGAGGGAUUGGAAGCAAUUAAGUCUUUUGCUUUAUAAUUUGUUUUUAAGGACUUGCACCAGCACAACCUGUAAAUAUUUGCAACACAUGCUUCAUCUUCAACAUUUGUUAUUUCAUUUAUUCAAUUAGUCUGGAAUACAAGAUGUUUGCCUUUUUAUACUGAAUAUACAUUCAACCUAAGGGGAGUUAAGUGUUUUGUCAAUACCUUCUCCUUUCCAGACAUGUACUGUAUGGGGAGAGGUCAGUGAAGACUUUGACAAUUCUUUUUUCUGUAGGUCAAAAAAUUGAUUCAUACAUGUAUAAUGACAUUGUUCAGUAUCUCAGAUGGUUCUAGCUGUAAGUUAUGAGUAGAAAUAUUCUGCCAUUAAGAGACUUUAUGCAUCAUUAUCUGUGACAUGUAUGUUCCAGCUAAAUAAGAAAGUAGUUUGCCCUUUGAUGCUGUGUAGUGUAAUCAAAAAAGUAGG